Cinclus cinclus is the source of this 11289-nucleotide messenger RNA. RefSeq names its product hydrocephalus-inducing protein homolog. Lineage: Eukaryota; Metazoa; Chordata; Aves; Passeriformes; Cinclidae. The record is from RefSeq and is a predicted model, not a curated record. Gene Ontology annotation, biological process: cilium movement; axonemal central apparatus assembly. Gene Ontology annotation, cellular component: axoneme. The coding region runs from base 1 to 11289 and encodes 3762 amino acids. The transcript has 70 exons.
AUGCGCCGAACACAAACUGUUGAGACCCUGGGUUUUCCCGUUCUGACGGGCGGCGCGGAGCUGGGUGCGAGGCUCUGGCGGUACCGAGCGCUGCCGCCGUGCCCGUCACGUUCCGGGCCCCGGAGCGGAUCGCUCCCGCUCGGCCCGGGGACCGAGGGGCACCAAGGCUGGAACAGGCGGGGACCGAGCGGGGAUCGAGGGGGGGAACGAGACGGGACCGAAGGAGGGAGCGAGGCCCGGCCGGCUCCGCCGCCCCCGGGCCGGCCCCGCCCCGCCUGUCGGGUGCCGCGGUUGCCCGCUGCUUCCUUCUCAGUUCCCGAAGGAGGAGUUUCUCAAUGUGAAGAAGGUGGCCAGCACUGGGGCGAGUUUUCUGCCCAGAAUUGGCCCAUUUCAACACGCUGCCAGAUGUACAGGGGACUCCCCCUGGGCAGAGGCAAUGGAUGUGCUUUAUCUGGAUCAGUGCCUACACAGAGAGGUGUGUUUAAAGCUGCCUUUCUUGCAGGACUGGCUCAGUAUAAAGCACUGUCCAAACAGUUGUUGCCAGUUCCCCCGAUAGAGAGCUUGCUCCAAGUUUCCCCACCAGAGAUGGUAUUUCAGAAAUUCAUCGCUCAUGAGGUCUCGGAAAUGGUACUGUCUCUCACAAACAAGGACAAGUCUCCUCGGCUGGUGAAGGUCUACAUGGAGAGAUCACCUUAUUUUGAGCUCGUGUGCCCCAGUGAUGUACGCCACAUCAUCCUACCAGGCACUUCUUCCCAUGUGCGCAUUCGCUUCACCCCCGACGAGACCGAGAAUUACUCCCAUGAGCUCGUCUGCCUCACUGCAAGGGACAGGAUAAUUGUGCCUAUUCAGGCCAUUGCUGCCCAAGCUAUCCUCCUGGACUUCCCUGACCAGCUGGACUUCUCACGGUGCCCAGUCAAGUACAGCAGCCAGAAGACUCUGCUGGUUCGCAAUGUUGGUAACGUGGAAGCUCAUUACCAGCUGAGCACCCAGAGUCCUUUCUGCGUGGUUCCAGACAGGGGAACUCUGGCCGCUGGUGACACCAUGCAGGUGACAGUGGGAUUUCACCCGCUGACGGUCGGUGACCAUUCCGGGUCCCUGGUAGUGUGCUGCAACACAGGUGAGUGUAUCCGCACAAACCUUCACGGAGAAGCUGUAGAUGUCAACGUUCGGUUGAGCACCAAUUCCGUGAAGGUUGAGAACACUUUCAUCACCACAUCAAACUACACAACCGUGUUCAUCAAAAACAGGAGUAACAUCACAGCCCACUUCCAGUGGAAGACUUUUCCUACUGAGGAAGAUGAGAAUAAACUGAAGAGAAGGCAGUGCUAUUUUCUGCAGCCACUGAAAGAUGUGUCGCUGGAAAAAUUCAUUGAGGAGGAAAAUAUAGAGCAGGAGAAGGGCUAUUGUGAAGAUAACACUGCCCUUGUGAGCCACACAGUCCAGGAGGAGAUGGCAAAGGUGAAAGAAGACCCCAUGCUGUUUUCCGAUGACAUUUUUUCCAUUGAGCCCGUGGAGGGAGAAAUUGGGCCGAACUGUUGCGCCAAAAUCAAGGUGACCUUUAAACCUCUAGAAGCACUGGAGUAUCGAAGUGUGGCUUACUGCAACAUCUCAGGCCGAGAGAGCAGGCUGCCCCUGCGCCUCAUCGGGGAAGGCCAAGGACCCUUCGUUGAACUCCGCUCUCAUACACUGAACCUUGGGAACAUUUUUGUCAACACCCCCUACGUCUAUGAGGUGAAACUGAUUAACCAAGCACCUAUUGAUGCUCCCUUCACCUAUAUCUGUACAACUGCAAACGUGGGCUACUGCUUCAAGUUUGCACCUGAGGAGGGCAUCAUUGCACCAGGUGGGAUCCAGACCAUCCAGAUCUCCUUCAAUGCCACCGUACUGGGGAGGUUUGAGGAAGAAUUCCAGUUCAGUGUGGCUGGAUCUCCUACGCCUGCAAUCCUGACAAUCAAGGGAAAUGUCUGUGAACUGACUGUAUACUUCAACGUCGAUGAGCUCAACUUCGGUGACGUUUCCUUUGGCUUUCCCUACACCAUGACCUGUCGCCUCACUAAUGCCUUCCCAGUGUCCCAGAGGUUUAAGCUCCGCAUGUCUGACGAUGGCACUCAGCCUGCUGUGACCCUGUGUUCCAACACCGUGAUGGAUUUCUGCCGGAGAAUGCUGGUGGACCUGGAGGGUAUUGGCAAUGGAGUGGCAUCAGUGACCAUCAUGGCCAGAUGUCUCGUUCCUGAGCUGCGAGUGUACCCUCACGUCCUGCUGUACGACGAGUGCCGCCUCAAGGUGCCCUACGAGAGGAAGUUCCUCGUUGUGAAUAACACCGACCUUCCUGGCUGCUACGGGCUUAUUCCCCAGAAACGCAAGGAGGACACUCCUGUGUUCUACUCCAGCCCCAAACCCUGUGGGAUUGUCCAGCCUCACAGCAUUGCAGAGAUUCCAGUUACAAUCGAAGUCCAAACAUUGGGCAAGCAUCGCACCAGUGUUCUUAUCAGCGUGUUUGGGGAUGAGAGAAACCCACGGAGACAAGAAUUACAGAGCACUGGACAGCUGGCAGACAUCUACCCGAGUCCAAGGCUGAUAGAAUUUGGCAUGAUCCCAGCACUACAGCCUAAUUCACAAACUUUUACCCUCUUCAACAAACGUCUUGUCCCUACAGACUUCAGGGCAGAGAUAGCCUGCAAAGCCCACUGCUAUGUCAUCGAACCCAAAGAAGGAGUGAUCCCUGCUACGGGUGAGGUUCCUGUGACCAUCACAGCAACCUUGGAUGACACUGGGAUUUUUGCUGACACUAUUCAGCUUUUCACUGGCAACAGCCUUUGGACCACCUUCAUGGUGCUGGCUGUGGGCACCGGCACCACAAUUGUCAUGGACAAACCAUUCGUCCCAGAGCUCAGCUUGGGACACCAGUUCAGGCUCGUUCCCUGUAUUUGUCAGUUCAAAGUAACAAACAGGGGCCACCAUUUCCAUCGGCUCUUCUGGAGUGUGGAAUGUCACAGCCCCCCUAAGAAGAAGGGCCAGAGCAUCCCAGCCCUCAGUAGCCCCCUGGCCGAAGAUGAUUGCCAGAGCCCCAAAGGCACCAGCCCCGUGUUUGGGCUGGAGCCACUGUCGAUGGAGCUGCAGCCGGGCGAGUCUGUGGACAUGGUGCUGCGAGGCUUCUCCCCCAUCGAGCAGCUACAAAAACCCAGGGCUGAUCCCAAAGUAGGGGCGGAUGGAAAUGUUGCUCUUUUGAGGACAGAGAAGAUAAUAGAAACAACCAUUACCUGCAAGUUUAUUGAUCCCUCCAUAGAAAUAUCAGCCAGACAAUUCUCUUUCUGGGUGGAGAAGAAACCCAGUGAUGAUGUCCUGACUCUGCAGUACAAGCCUUUGGCUUUAAAGAACACCUGCUUGCUGCCACUCGACCUUAUGCUGGACUUGGAGCAGCCGUUUCUGCUCUGCGAUGCGGACCAGCAGCCCCUCCCGGAUGGCCAGCCUGUGACAGUGGAUGUAGGACAGACCUGUCAUCUCUACAUUGCAUUUGACCCAUCUUAUAAACUGGAUUUUCAUAGCUGGAAGGAAGAGAAGGUUCUGAAGAUAAACAUGGUCAAUGGCCAUCCUUAUGUGGAGUGCAUCACCCUUCGAGGAGAAGUCCACUUCCCCAAUCUCCAAAUCCAGCCCAGCACCCUGGAGUUUGGCUGCAUCCUGGCUGGCACUGCAGAAGGGCGUUCUCUGGAGAUAACCAACUGCAGCCCACUGCCUGUCCAGUAUCACUGGUCAUUCCAUUCAGACGGCCAGGUGAACAGGCUGAGGUCCCUGUUCAUAGUUACAUUAUUUUCCAGGCAUGAGCAUUACCCACCUAAGUUCAAACCCCAACCACCAAAGGAGAAGAGAACCUGCUUGGAUUACUCGGCACCUCAAAGGAGACGCUUCAAGAUUAGAAAUGGGGAGGACUCAGGCACAGCCCUCAGAGAAUCGUGGGAUCCUGCCCAGUCUUCAGGAGCAGAGGUUUUCAGUGUCCUGCCGCAGUCGGGUGUGCUGCAGCCAGGAGAGAGACAGAAGGUUUCCUUCAAGUUCUUUGGCCACUUCAACACCAUCGCCAGUGUCACGGCGCUGUGCCACGUGGAGGGAGGCCCCACCUACGAGGUGGAGCUGACUGGGGAGGCCUCAUGCAUCAGCUACGCCCUGAGCCUCCAGGAGAUCAACUGCGGCUUUCAGAUAUUUAAUGAAAUUUGUCACAGCACAGUCACCCUGGCGAACACUGGCAACACUGAAUUCAACUGGGUGCUAAAUCCUAGCACUGCAGAGCAACAUCUGCCUGGCGUGUUUCUGGUCAUCCCCCCCACUGGUUCCGUUGCACCUGGUGAGAAGCAAGUGCUGAAAUUCUCUUACAUGCCAGGAGUACCAGGAGCCUUCAGCAGGACUUUCCAGCUUAAAGUGGGUGUCCUGGACCCGGAAAAUAUCUGCCUGAAAGGAGAAGCAUUCUUUCCUGUGAUCAGUGUGAACCUGCCCUGGAACAUCAAAGGAAAUGAAAAAUAUGAGAAGCUCAUAAAACCCCUGCAACAAUACAGUCAGAGGAAUCAAUCAGUUGUUCAGAAGACUCAGAGUCCGAAGACUAAGACCUUCAAGUUUCAGACUCCAAAGACUCAGACCCUGAAGACUCAGAACCUGAAGCCCCACGCACCUGGCUUUGGCACUGUACCAAACACUGAGCUGCAGAUAGAGACGGUGAUGAUGCUGAUAGAGGAGGCUGCUCUGGAGCUGCAGGAAAAGCUCCCAUCCCAUCCCCCAUACAGCAGGUUCCCUGACAAAAAGCUGCGCCAGAGUCUUGUCAAAGUUGAGCUGCCCGAAUAUGUGCUGGACAUGGGCACUGUACGUAAGGGUUACACUAAGAGACGCACCCUGGUGAUCACCAACCCUGGGCAGAUCCCAGUGUCCUUCCAGGUCGAUGUAUCUGCCCUGCAGGACACAGGUUUCAGAGUGAAUCUGGACCAGAUGCAGGGUCUGCCUCACAGACACACCAUAAUGUUUGAGGUGUGCUUUGAAAGCACCCACCGGCAACGGGGUGACGUGGAUGUGCUGCUGCCCAUAGAGGUGGCAAAAGGCCCCACGUAUAACAUCCACCUCCAUGCCACUGUGUUGGAAGGGUGGCUCAACCUCUCCAAGAACACACUGCAGUUCUCUGAUACCCUCGUUGGGCAGUGCCAGAUUGAGACAGUCCAGCUCUACAACUGGUUCCAUGUACCCUGCAAGUGGUUCAUUACUGCCAUCAAGCCUGUCAGGAAGGACAAUCAACGCAAACGCAUUACACCAGCCAUGUGUCAGAAGCAGCAGGUGCUGGAGGAUGAGCCCUGUCCCUUUGAAGUGACGCCCUCCAAAGGAACCCUCAAUCCAGGAAGGUGGCAGAACUUACAAAUCCAGUUUACACCCAAGCAGGAGAGGUCUUACAAGAAUGAGCUGAAGCUUAACGUUUGUGGAAGCAGCAAUCACUUAAAGCUGCACCUCUCAGGACAGGGUCUAGAGCCACGGUUGGAGUUUAGCCCCCCAGCACUCAAGAUGGGAUGGGUGCUGGUGGACAGCGAUGGGGUGGACGCCACAGUGGUGGUGAAGAACCCAUGCAGCUUCCCUGUUGAGUUUUACUCACUGGAUUUUGAUGAGCAGUACUUUGAGGAAGAGAAGAUCCUGUGGAUGGCAGCGGGGUCUGAGUACCAAAAGAACUUUCUAAUGCCUCCAUGCACCGUGGGUGGGAUGCUGCCCCCAGAGGCACUGGAGGACUGUGAAGCACAGAAGAGGCUGAAGGCUCAACAGGCAGAGCUCAAGGCCAUGGCAGAGGCUGAGGCUGAGGCCGAGGCCAUAGACAAGGCAGCACCAGCAUAUCAUGGGGCUGUCACACCCUCUCCUGAGCCCAUGGUGGAAGUGACUGGGAGCCCUAUCUCUCAGGCUGUCAUGCGCCACCUGGGCAUCGACCCAUCUUCAGAGAGGCAUGAAGCACAGCAGGACAGAGGGAUUGUUGUUAUUGUCCAUGGGCCACCCCGGUCAGGUUCUUCCAAGGCCUGUCCCUGUAAUUCCUCGUAUGCAAGUGUCACCAAGCAGUCCUCCUCUCUCUCAGGAAAGACAGAGAUAGUGGCAGCCCUGUGUCACUAUUAUGGCACUGCUCACUUGUCCAUUGACACCAUGGUGAAAGAGGCCAUUGCCAAUGAUCAGAGCCAAGCAGGGCGCCGCGCCCAGGAGCUUUGCACCAAGGCUGCCAUGGAGCUGAGAGGCGAAAACCAAGAUGAUGCUGGUAAAAAGCCUCUGCUUACUGCUCAGACCAAGAAUAAACAAGCCUCUGGGGGAAAAAACAACAUGAAGAAGAAGAGUUCCAAAGGCAAGAACCCUCCAGCAAUAAAGAAGAGGAAGCCAGCCAGCAAACCCAACAAAAAGGACACCAAGCAGCUGAACAUCAUCAGCAGUCAUGGGGAAGAGCUGAACUGCUUGAGCUGUGUGCUGCCCGAGGACCUGUUGGUGGACAUCCUCUGUGAGAGGCUGAAGCAUGAAGACUGCUCCAAGGGAGUGGUCUUUGAUGGCUUGCAGAGCCUCUUCACAAGCAGCCUGGAAUCUUCUCUGCUCUGUGUAUUCAAAGCUGUCAACAAUCGUCAUCAUAUCUACAUGGUGAACCUGCAUCAGGAUUAUGCUUCCUGGAAAGCCAAGGAGGAAGCUGAAAGAGAGAAGGAAGAAUGGCAGAGGAAAAAACCUAUUCAGAGGAGCACAGAAUAUGUCUUGCAAAUGGAUGAGGAUGAGGAUGAUGCCCUUCCUGAGAAGAAAGCUCUAGUGGACAAAAUAAUACCAGAAAGGAAGUGUAUACAGAGAGAGAGGGAGCUGAAGCGGCUGGCUCAAAAGCUUGAGGAGGAAGCAAAAGCCUUAGAGGAGGAAGAGAAGAUUCAGGGUUCUGUACAGUUACCUGUGAUCCAGAAUGGAAACACAUCCCAGCCUUCAGCUGAAAACAAGCUUCACAAGACCAUAAAGCCUCAGGAGAAGGUGGAGAAGAAGCCUGAACAAAAAUGUGGAGGCCAAAGGAGUCUUCAGUCAUCUCAUCUGGAGACACGAAGCGAAGUUGCAGAAGGGACUGUCAGAGAUGAGCAUGUCGGGGUGUGGUGCUUGGACAUCCAGGUCACAGAUCCAAAGGCCAUGAUUAGGGAGAUCCUGAGGGAUGGGAGGCUGCCAACAAAAGAUAAGAUGCUGAGACAUCUGGGACUGCAUCCCGAAGGGCCUCCCCUGCCCCCUGCUGCUGUCUUCUCCGUAGUCAACUACCCAGAGGAGUGGUUGGGUUCUGCAGAGUGUGUGAAGCCCUUCACCAUUGUUGCACCGGAAGGUGCUGCUAUGGAAGACAAUCGGGCCAAGGCCCCAGAUGCCAAGGGCAGUUCUGCCGAGGGCCAACCAAAGACACAUAAAGCAGCCAGCAGAGACAACUCUCCAAAGGAGAACCAGAUCUCCACACACAGAACAGAAAGUCCCCAGGAUUCCUCUGCAACCAGAUCCAAAAGUGUGCUGAAAAGAGCCUCAACCCCCACAGAAUUCCACAGGCUGAAACGGUACCGAUGGAUAGUGCCUGGCCACGGUGAGGUGGAACUGAAGGUCCACUUCUCCACCAAAAGGCCAGGGAAGUUUGAGCACACGCUGAGGUUUGAGCUCGUGGAGACAAAGCGCCAGUACGAGCUGCCCUGCAGUGGCACGGGCGUGUACCCCAGCAUCAGCCAGAACCCGCGGCUGGUGUUUCCACAGUGGAGGGAGACCAUGGAGGCAGAUGAAAUCAUCUUCAAGGAAUAUGUUGAGAGCACAAAGCAAUUCCACUUUGGACCUCUGCUGUGUGGGAAAUCAAGAGAGUGGUACAAGGCCCGGAACUGUCCCGGCAACUCAGAGAAUUUAACCAUCCUCAACAACUCCCCUGUGGAUGCAGAGGUCCAGUUCUCCUUUGAGAAUGAUGGGAAAGCAGAGACAUUUCUUUUGGACCCUCCCAGCAUGACACUCAAACCAAAGGAGAAGCAGGAGCUGACCAUUUGGGCAUACCCCACUUCCCCUGGCUUCCUGGAAGACAAACUCAUCUGCUGCAUUGAGAAGAACCCAGACCCAGUGGUUUUCAGCCUGUGCUGCCAUGGGGUGCACGUGAUGCUGGAGGUCAGCCCCCUGGAGCUGUCUUUUGACAAGCUGCUUCUGCACAGGACUGACAGCAGGACCUUGGUCCUGAAAAACAACACCCUACUGCCCAUGGCCUGGAAGCUCACUGGGCUGGAUGACCUUGUUGAGGCCUUCUCCUUGUCACAAGAUAACGGCAUCAUUGAUCCCCGCUCAGAGUUUGAUGUGACCCUGAAUUUCAAGGCCGAGCAGAUUGGCAGCAUUGAGAAGACCCUGCGACUAGAGGUUUCAGAUACAGGAAACGUCCUGGGGAUUGUUCAGGCUGAAGACAUUGAGAUCUCUGCAGAAGUCUGUGAUGUUUCUCUGAGCAUCGACAUGCCUGAAGGUCCAGAUGGAAGCUUGGAAUUUGGAACCAUUAAUGUCCUGGAAAAUGUGAAGAAAGUCCUGAGUCUAAAGAACAAAGGGAUGUACAACAUUGAGUACUGUUUUGUGCUGAAGAAUGCAGGUCCCAGGAUGCAAGAUUUGGCAUCCCACUUCACUAUUGAGCCUCAGUCGGGCAUGCUGAUUGCCUCCCAGCCUGGUGUGAAUGUUGAGAUGGUCUUCCACCCCACAAGGGAAAUGCUCCUCAAGAACAAACCCAUCCUGUACUGCCAGGUGACAGAUGCCAGCUCAGGGGAAGGAAGCCAGACUGUUGCCACCAUCCCAGUGAGGGUGUCGGCAAAAGCUGUGUACAGCAAGUACAGUAUUGAGCCUGCCUCACCCAUCAACUUUGGGGCCAUGCUCAAGGGCACCAAGAAGACCCAGACUGUUGUGCUGGAGAACAGAGGCAUGCUCAACUUCAAAUUCCACAUCCUCCAAGCACCCGAGGAUGCAUCUGCAUUGGCAAGCAAAAGCUCAAAGCAAGAGGAAUCCUCUCCAUCAGGAACAAAGCUGAAAUCAAGCUCCUUGACACAGGGUUACCUCAGUCUUGGCAUGUUCACGGUGUCCCCCUGCUCCGGCUCUGUCGCUCCAUGGGGCCAGCAGAAGAUCACAGUGGAAUGCCUCGCAGGGCAGGAGGGGACAUGUGAGGGGCAGCUCUACAUUGACAUCACAGGCAGAGACCCCAAGGACAAUCCCCUGGGCAUUCCCUUUACCCUGAUUGCCGAGUCCUGCCUCCCAGCACUUGUUGAGGAUGUCACGUUAACCUUCGAGGAGUACCCGAUCUGCAGCAGCACCAACCUCAGCUGCAAGCUGCGGUCAGUCAAAGGCACGGGUCUGUUUGUCAGAGAAGAGAACAAAUUUGUCUUCACCAAGGUUCUGGUUGGGCAAGAGGCUGAAGCUCAUUUCAGUGUCUACAAUACAAGUGGUCUGCCAUGUGACGUGGUCCUCUCCAACAAACCCCUGCCUGGAAAGGAAAAAAGCCCUAUCAAUAACAUUUUCAAGUUGUAUCCUGACACGAUGUCCAUUCCUGGCUCAUCCAAUGCCAUUGCUACGGUGACCUUCACCCCACUGGAGGAGCAGAACUACAGCUGUAUUUUCAAGGCUUCCCUUGUCAUCCCAAAAAGCUCUGUGCAAAUUAAGCCCCAAACCCUGACCUUCACCAUCAGUGGGAAGGGGCAUGAGCCACAGGUGACAGUCGUGUGCCCAAGUGCUCGCAGCAAGAGGGGAAAUGCUGUGCUGCGCUUCAAGAGACUCCGGGUGGGGGAUACAGAGAUGCUCCCCCUGGUCAUCCAUAACAAUGGCAUCGUACCUGUCAAGUUUAUGUUACACCUGGAGGAUGAGCACGGAGCAUUCUUCUUGAAAGGCAGGGGCUCCACACUCGAGAGAUUCUACACUGAAGAUGUGGAAGAGGACUGCGUUGGAAAUGAGAGCAAGCCCCCAGAGAAGCCUUUCUUCCUUCUGCAUCAUGGGCAAUCGACAAAUAUUGAUGUCAUUUUCAAACCCACCUUGACUCAACAUCUGGAAGGGAAGAUUUGUGUGUUACUGGAAGACAUCUACUCUAAGAAGACCCUAAUAGAGCUGGUGGGUGAAGGCCACAAGGAUGAAUUCACCCUUGAUGGACUAGAGGAAGACACAGAUGAGAGGAGAGCUAAGCGCAGUCUGAAGAAAGACAUUAUUGAUGCUGUCAGAUUGAAUCACAUCCAGUUUGGGGACUGUCCUGUCGGGAGGCCCUACCGCAGGACCUUCACCAUCACCAACCAUACCAGUACGAAGGUCAUGCGCUUUGAGUGGGAGGCAGACGCCGCAUUCCAGUUCUCCCCCAAGAUGGGACACCUCCACCCUGGAUGUGCCAAGGACAUCACAGUCACCUUGAAAUCAGAUGUCCCAGCCACCUUCAGGAGGCACCCUGUGAAAUGUAAGGUGAUCAAGACCAACUCUGAGCUACCACAAAGGAAGGUUGAGGACUGGGAGGACCGAAUGUGCAUUGUCACAAGGGAGGAUACCACCAGGAAAGACAUGGCAGCCAACCGGCCUGUGAAAAAGAAGAUGGUCCAGACAGCCCCAGAACCAGAACCGGCACCGGCUUACACUGUGGAUGAGAGCAUCCAGGAGGCCAAGGUGUACCUCAGUGCUGUUGUUGGCUACACUGAGUUCAAACAGAACCUGAUAAUGGUUCAGCUCAAGGACACCUUGCCCAACCAGACAAGGAAAGACAUUUUCAGGAUACACAACACAGGAAAUAUAACCCUGGAAUACAGCUGGAUGGAAGCUGCAGAUAGUAAAGCAGUGAAGAAGCCAUACUCAACCACUCGGACGGGAGCUGAGCCAGCCACUGGGAAGAGCCACACGCUGGGUCAGGACCUGGAAGGGGGUCAUCUCUUUGACAAGUCUGAGACUGGGAAAAACAAUGGUGUAAUGAAUGACAAAAAAGACCUGCCACUGUUCUCCAUCCACCCCUGCCACGGCAUCAUCCCUCCUGGCCAAAAGCAGAUCUUUCACGUGCUGUUCUCCCCAAAGCAUGUGGGGAAGUUUAGGACCAGCAUACUCUUCAGGACUCAUAAGCUGAAGCCGGCUCUGAAGAAGGUAGAGGUGAUUGUGAAAGGCAGAGCCCAGGAGCAGGAGUGUCUUGAUAAACCAAAACGCUCUGCGUUACGGCAGACAGACAAAGGCCAAGGACCCAAGAAGCAGCAUCCAGCAGGAGCCAGCAACAUCGUGUCUUCUGCUGCUGAUGGUCUCCCACCCUUCACCAGAGACCUCUGCAGCUACCCUUGCAAGCUCCAGUGA